CCCGGAGAAACAUGCAGGUCAACAACAGCAGCUCCUCUGGACUUGUGACAGCGUUGAAUGAGUGCGAAGGGGAAGAGGAUGAACGCAAAAUCUCCGAACUGGUCAGUCCUACAGGAGCAGCCUCCUCUUUUAACCUCUCGUUAAACUGCUGGCUUCACAUACUCUCUCAGGAGUCCUCGCUGGAUCUGCACGGAGACAGCGCCAACCUGGCAGUACGAGUUGUCAUUGCCACAGUCUAUCUGGUUGUAUGUGUCCUGGGGCUUGUGGGUAAUCUCCUAGCGCUCUUCCUGCUUCACUCCCGUCGCCGAGGGUACCACCACUCCUCCAUUGACUGCUUUGUGAUGAGCCUGGCUCUCACAGACCUCCAGUUCGUCCUCACCUUGCCCUUCUGGGCCGUGGACACGUUGCUGGACUUCCGCUGGCCCUUCGGCCGGGUCAUGUGUAAAAUCGUGAGCUCAGUCACCACCAUGAACAUGUACGCAAGUGUCUUCUUCCUCACUGCCAUGAGCGUGACCCGAUACCGCUCUCUGGUUACCGCUCUGAGGAUGGAGAGCCCUAGGACUGCAACUACUCGGGCCAAGUGGGCCAGUACAGCCAUCUGGGUGGUGUCUCUGGUGGCCACACUGCCUCAUGCUUUCUACUCCACCACUGUCCAGGUUUCUACAGAUGAUGAGCUGUGCUUGGUUCGCUUCUCUGACUCCGACUCAGGUCAGUGGGACCCCCAAGUCCUGCUGGGACUCUAUCAAACACAGAAGGUCCUUCUUGGAUUUGUGGUUCCCCUGAUUAUCAUCUCUGUGUGCUACCUCCUCCUGUUGAGGUUUAUCCUGAGCCGGCGCGUUGUGGGCAGCAUGGUAACCGGGAAUGUCACAGAGAAGUCAGAGUGUGAGAGAGGACGCCACCGUCGCCGCUCCAAAGUGACCCGCUCUGUCACAAUUGUAGUUCUGUCCUUUUUCAUCUGCUGGCUGCCCAACCAGGCGCUCACCCUGUGGGGGGUGCUGAUCAAAUUUGACCUGGUGCCCUUCAGCAAAGCUUUCUACAACACCCAGGCCUACGCGUUCCCCCUGACUGUGUGUCUGGCUCACGCAAACAGCUGUCUUAACCCAGUGCUCUACUGCUUGAUCCGAAAAGAAUACAGAACUGGCCUGAAGGAGCUUCUGCUGAGAAUUUCUCAAGCAGUCCAAAAUGUUUUCACCAUGUCUCUGAGAGGGAGGAGAGUGGAGGAAGCACCACCCAGCAUGGUUAUGUUACAUAAAGACAUUAAUAUGUGA
This is a messenger RNA of Archocentrus centrarchus (flier cichlid), 1268 nucleotides long. RefSeq names its product relaxin-3 receptor 1-like. The record is from RefSeq and is a predicted model, not a curated record. The coding region runs from base 12 to 1268 and encodes 418 amino acids. The transcript is spliced from 3 exons. Gene Ontology annotation, biological process: G protein-coupled receptor signaling pathway; calcium-mediated signaling; cell chemotaxis. Gene Ontology annotation, molecular function: C-C chemokine binding; C-C chemokine receptor activity. Gene Ontology annotation, cellular component: membrane; external side of plasma membrane. NCBI's taxonomy places the organism in Eukaryota, Metazoa, Chordata, Actinopteri, Cichliformes, Cichlidae.